GUCAAAAUCAUAUUCUCUCUUGCUUGAACGACUCGCCGUUUUCGAUGGUUCGUUUCCAUUUCCAUCCGUUUCCUAUUUUUUUAUGCUUCGUAUUCAUUUUUCUAUAAACUUUGGUGUAGAUUAGAGGAAAGAUUACAUGUAGAAAUAUAUGAUGGAAUUGUUGAAGUAAAUUAUUAUCUUAGAAAUAGAAUGGAAGACUGCAAAGCAGACACCGAGCUGCCUAUUAAAAUGGCUCAUUUAGAUAUCAUGGAAGUAGACGAUUCAAGCACGUCGGUUUCACUCGAAAACAAAGAAGCUCCAGAAAUAACACGAGUUUUGAGAAAGAGAAAGUCUUUAAUGCCUGAAAUUAAUAAAUCCAACAACCGCAGAGUUAAUAUGAAACCACGAAAACAUGUUACGAUGAUUGAAAAUGCUAAUCCAAAACAAAUUGAAGCUUUAUAUCUAAACAAAAAAGUUAAAACCUUGUCUCAGACUUUAGAAACUAUUUAUGAGGAACCUAAGACUGAUAGUACUGAGAAGGAAACUUUUAUUGGCGGUAGGAAAGUAAAGAGACUGUUAACAUUCCAGUUAGGUAACCAGUACACUAAGGAAAAGAUAAAGAAACGCAGAGCAAAAAUUAAGAAAUUACUUGGUAACAAAUCAUUUUUGAACAGGAAGAAAAUACCUAUGCAAGUUUUUCUUAAAACUAUAGAAUGCCUAGAGUUGGAUGAAGUUGUGCAAGCAGAUACUAAUGUGUUGGGAGAAGGGAAGGUGUGACAUGUAUUUUGUUACCUCUGGUAAUUUACUUAAUAUCUGUAAUUGAAUCAGUUGUUGUAUGAAUGAUACAAAUAAUAUAAUCGUGAAUUUGCUUAAAA
Messenger RNA from Plodia interpunctella (Indianmeal moth), 854 nucleotides. RefSeq lists its product as uncharacterized. The transcript has 2 exons. The coding region runs from base 190 to 756 and encodes 188 amino acids. NCBI's taxonomy places the organism in Eukaryota, Metazoa, Arthropoda, Insecta, Lepidoptera, Pyralidae. The record is from RefSeq and is a predicted model, not a curated record.